Messenger RNA from Etheostoma cragini (Arkansas darter), 1749 nucleotides. RefSeq lists its product as uncharacterized. Gene Ontology annotation, molecular function: acrosin binding; structural constituent of egg coat. Lineage: Eukaryota; Metazoa; Chordata; Actinopteri; Perciformes; Percidae. The transcript is spliced from 8 exons. The coding region runs from base 287 to 1714 and encodes 475 amino acids. The record is from RefSeq and is a predicted model, not a curated record. Gene Ontology annotation, cellular component: egg coat. Gene Ontology annotation, biological process: prevention of polyspermy; binding of sperm to zona pellucida.
UAACUUUCUUAAAAAUGGCCCAGAAGGGCUCAAACAUCGACUUUUAUCUGAAAAUUAUAUUAAUACCGGUGAUGUAAAAGCAGAACUGGAUGACAAAAUUAGGCACUCUGCCUCUGUGCGUCCAGCCAUCCAGCCCCUCCCCCCUCCUGCUCUCCCUCCUCGACCAGACGCUGUUGCAGUUCCUGCUUCUGAUCCACCCUUAAUUCCCACUCCAUCACACAACCAUAAUCUUCCCCCUCACCUGUACUACUACCACCACCACCACCCUUAUAAUCACUACUAUCAGAUGUUUUAUGGACCUGACAAUCACCUGUCGCCAACUUUAUCCAAAGAAGCUUUGGACCCACUGCACCAAGCAUCUUCCCCCCCGCUACAGCGUCCGUCCUUUUGCAAACAUCAAACCGCUACUCCACCCACAAAAUUGAUGCCUGAUUUUCACAAUGGUCCCCUCCACCCUUACUAUUAUUACCACCACUACCACCAACCUCAAGUGUCUGUACACAGCCAGGCGCUGCAUCCUGCAGGCAGGAUGAACUCUGAAGGAAAAGCAUCAAAAGCAGAAUCUCAGCUCCCUUCAGACCCGUAUAGGAGCCGGGUGGACUGGCUGGUCCGUGCCGCUGAAGCAGGAUAUCCCAGCAUCCCUCAGCCGGUGCACAGCUCUUAUCCAAGCCUUGAUUCCCAUUAUAUCACUCAGCGACUUCUGCAUGAUGAUUUUGGGCGUCCUGGUGGAGACGAAGCAGAAGGAAGGCUGGAUCGUAAAACGAAAGGUCACCUCAGGGCCAACCCGUCCUCUGCCUCGCCCUGUGCCCUUGGCCCUGUGUCAGAUGUUGACUGCAGCGCCUCUUUGGGCUGCUGCUCAUACUCUGUGAAGGGCUGUACUAUGGGACAGCAUUUCAUCUUUCCGGUGCCUGACUCCGUGUUGGAGCCCACAGUGGCCCCGCCCGCUCAUCCCUCAGAGCACAGAAGAGUAUCCUGCACGCUGCAGAAGUUGACCUCUGACCCCGACCUCUACGCUGUCCCUCUGGAUGGCUGUGGAAUGAACACUCAUGUGUUUGGUCAGACUGUGGUUCAUCUGUUGGAAGUCCAUGGUAUCUAUUCUCCUCAACGAGACCCCAGUUCUGUCCAUGGCAACUCUCCUGUCAGGUUGAUGGUGGAGUGUAGUUCCUCCCCGGGUUCCCCAGGUGAAGUCAGGCUCCAUGUGAUGGAUCACACUCCACCCCCCGUUCAGUCUACACCAGCCACUGUCACUGUGCAGCUGAGAAUUGCCACAGAUGAGUCCUUCACCAGGUUCCACCCUGAGGCCCACCUGCCCUUCAGCCUGAUGCGAGGCCAAACAGUUCAUGUGGAGGUGAGCCUGCUGGCCCCCCAGGAGCCCGGCCUGGUGCUGCUGGUUCACUCGUGCCUGGCUUACGCUCCAGCCCCUUACAACAGCUGGCUGCUGGUUUACGAUGGCUGUGCCGGCCGGGGGGAUUCACAGCUACUUCCUUCCCCACACUCUGACCCCCACCGCACCCGGAGGAUCGUAGUCUAUGGCGUCCCGCCUCUGCCCUCUGAAGGUCCCUCCUACAUGGCUGAAGGAGGAUGCGCUCACCUGAAGGACCCAGAGAUCUAUUUCUUGUGCCUGACAGAAGUGUGCUUUGCUGCAGAUGGUGACUGCACUGUCGGCUGCAUCUACAGUAAGUUUAACACAGUGGAAACAUCCAGGAGAAACUGAGGAGUGGGCGUGUAUAUCAGGGCGUUUACAAGGUU